UUAGAGGCCACUGCUGUUCGAUCUGUUGCUGUCAUUUAUAUAAUUAAUGCUUAUGAUACUCUCAAACCUUGCAUAAAGCUGCCCCGGUUCUGUAGGUGCUUCUUCUUCUUCCCCUCUCUCUCUUCCCCUUUUUCCUCUCCUUCUUCUCUGCACUUUAGUUAUUUCUUUGUGCUUGGGCAUUAGCGCCGGUCUUUGUCUCCUUCAGCUUUGACCCAAGAAGAUGCUAGUGGCAUUGCUCUUGCUGCUAUUGGCAUUGAGCAAUGUCGUAAAUAUCAACGGUGACGGAAGUGGUGGACAAUGUGAUUUUAAUCCAGAACUAGAUCCAAGACCACACAGUGUGUCCAUUCAGGAGUUUGGUGCAGUUGGAGAUGGCAAAACAUUGAACACUAUUGCUUUCCAGAAUGCCAUAUUCUAUCUUAAGUCAUUCGCUGACAAGGGUGGCGCUCAGCUAUAUGUGCCCCCAGGGAAAUGGCUCACAGGAAGCUUCAAUCUCACCAGCCAUCUCACCCUCUUCUUGGAAAAAGGCGCUGUUAUCAUUGGAUCUCAGGAUCCAUCUUAUUGGGAUGUGGUUGAACCCUUACCUUCGUAUGGUCGAGGGACAGAAGUUCCAGGAGGAAGAUAUCAGAGCUUGAUAAAUGGAUACAAGUUAGAAGAUGUGGUCAUAACAGGCAAUAAUGGAACUAUUGAUGGCAUGGGAACGGCUUGGUGGGACAAAUUUAACUCUCAUUCCUUAAACUAUAGUCGUCCUCAUCUGGUUGAAAUUGUAGCCUCUGAAUACGUGGUUGUUUCAAAUCUUACAAUCUUAAAUGCUCCUGCAUAUAGCAUUCACCCAGUUUAUUGUAGCAAUGUGAUUAUUCAAAAUAUUUCAAUCUCUGCUCCUCCAGAUUCACCUUAUACUGUUGGUAUAGUUCCAGAUUCUUCUGAUAAUGUUUGUAUAGAAGAUUGUAUCAUCAUCAUGGGUUUCGACGCAAUUGCUCUCAAAAGUGGGUGGGAUGAGUAUGGAAUUGCCUAUGGGAGGCCCACCAAGAAUGUGCAUAUCAGAAGGGUUUAUCUUGAAGCAUCUUCUGGCUCUACCCUUGCAUUUGGAAGUGAGAUGUCUGGAGGCAUCUCGAAUGUUCUGGUGGAGCAUGUUCAUCUUCACAACUCACACAGUGGGAUUGAGUUCAGAACCACUAAAGGCAGAGGUGGCUAUAUCAGAGAAAUCUUGAUAUCAGAUGUAGAAAUGGAGAAUAUCUACAAGGCAUUUUCAGCCACAGGACAUUGUGGGUCUCAUCCAGAUGAUAAAUUUGAUCCUGAUGCUCUUCCCCAAUUGGAUCACAUCACCCUACAGGAUGUGACUGGCUCAAACAUCACCAUAGCUGGGAACUUCACUGGGAUUCCAGAAUCUCCUUUCACUAACAUAUGCCUCUCCAACAUAUCCUUAUCUAUAAAUCCUGUCUCUCCCUUUUCCUGGGAAUGCUCAAAUGUGUCUGGUUAUUCUGUCUCAGUUCUCCCACGACCUUGCCCCAACCUUGCUAGCUCCUGGAAUUCUUCUUCAUCCUGCUUCACCCUCAUCAGCAGCAUCAUUGGAAAAAGUAAAACCUCUAUCCUGUGAUCCGACAGAACAUAGUUGCAGUUACUUGAGUGUUUGUCAUUGAAUUGGCCAAUUAAAUUUUCACACGUGGACAGUUUCUUUUUGAAAGGAUUGAUGAUAAAACAAAUGUCCACGAGUGAUUUUUCAUUGGAAGAUCCGAUAGCGAACACCUUAAGGACUGUUUGCCAGUUCCUUCCUCAAGUAGAAAUUCAUAUUCUUGAGUGCCAUGCCUUCACAUUGAUUGGAAAAGAAUGAAUUGCCCUGUGUUGUCUCAGAUUAGGUCACUUAUGUUCCAAUAAGAGAAGGGUUGUCUGGGUUGUUCAUUUUUUUUCUUCAUCAUCAUCCCCAUCAUCAUCAUCACAUUAUUUGUUGUACAGCUUCAUAUCUUCAUUCAUGCUGUAAUGAAAUUUUGUUAGUGCCGCAACAGGAGGAAUCAGCGUUGGAUAAUUUUGCAUGUCAGUUCAUUGUGAUUGUUUUUCUAUUACUGUAAAUCAUGUAAUGGAUUUGAGUGAUACUUCCAAUUAAAGAAAGUUCAACUUUGAGCCUUA
Messenger RNA from Neltuma alba, 2121 nucleotides. Its product is annotated as probable polygalacturonase. Lineage: Eukaryota; Viridiplantae; Streptophyta; Magnoliopsida; Fabales; Fabaceae. The record is from RefSeq and is a predicted model, not a curated record. Gene Ontology annotation, molecular function: polygalacturonase activity. The transcript has 6 exons. Bases 221 to 1594 code for a protein of 457 amino acids. Gene Ontology annotation, biological process: carbohydrate metabolic process.